Drosophila arizonae is the source of this 869-nucleotide messenger RNA. RefSeq lists its product as uncharacterized. The record is from RefSeq and is a predicted model, not a curated record. Lineage: Eukaryota; Metazoa; Arthropoda; Insecta; Diptera; Drosophilidae.
GCUAAUGCAGUUGCUUAAAUGGGAAAUAGCUCAAAUAAUUACCCAAUCAAAAUAUCCAAUUAGGUGCGUUUAGCUCAGUAAGCGCAGAAUUUCACUCAAAUUUUCCCCCUCAAAUGUACCAAUUGGAAUUGCCCUUUCAAACGUCACUCAAAUUAGAAACCACUCAAAAAACUCGCUUUUCCAAUUGAAUGCGCGCCGCGCACUGUUGGGAAAUUUGUUCUUAACAUCACAGAUCAAUGGGACGUUUCACUCAUGCUGUUGCUGCUGUUGUUGGUGGUGGUUGCUUUUCGGUCUGGAGUUUGGGUUCUCGACACACUUUUUGGGCAACUCACCCACCAGUCUCCGCUGCACCAUCAAACGAACCACUUCGCGUGCGGCAAUGUGAACCAACUGCGCAACGUUUCCAACUUCCCUAACUAUCAAUCAGUGUGUGUGCGUGCGUGUGUGUGUGUAUGUGUGUGCGUCUGUUUGUGUUUCAUGUGUGUGCGUGCGUGUGCGUGUGUACGAGUGGAGCUCGAAAAUGACUGAUUUCUCAAUGAAUGAAAUCCUCAGAUCAUUUAGAAAAAUGCGCAUGCAACGGUGUUCUGGCCAAGGCAGUCAUUUGGUAACCCAACACAAUCAUCAUCAUCAUCAUCACCAACAUCUCCACCACCACCACCACCAUCAUCAUCAUCAAACGCAGCAGCAACAACAGCAGCAGCCCCCAACAUCAACAGGGCAACAGUCCAAAGACCUGAAAAAAAUUAUCAAAAUUUUAAAGAAAAACGUCAUCAAGGCGAAAAUUACGCGCAAAAUGAAAAUCGUUGUUUAAGAAAAACGGAGAAAAGUGCAAAUUAAAAUAUUUAUUUACCCAAUGAUCAAUAAAAAAA